Vitis riparia (riverbank grape) is the source of this 2151-nucleotide messenger RNA. RefSeq lists its product as uncharacterized. The record is from RefSeq and is a predicted model, not a curated record. The transcript is spliced from 5 exons. NCBI's taxonomy places the organism in Eukaryota, Viridiplantae, Streptophyta, Magnoliopsida, Vitales, Vitaceae. The coding region runs from base 133 to 1617 and encodes 494 amino acids.
AUAUUUCGUCGUCAACGCAUUCCGAGUCUUGGACGCAUAAGGCUUAGAGAUUUCCUGCCCGUUUUCGUCCAGCUUUCGCUGUCUUCUUUGCUAAGAAACCAAUUUAAAAAGCUGUUGGUGUGUAUUGAUCAUAUGGAGUUGUUCCGUACAGCCAAAGCCGUCACACUCCGGAGCCACCUAGACAAGUACCUGGUCGCUGACGACGACAAGGAAACGGUUCGCCAGAGCCGAAAUGGUUUGUCCCGGAAAGCCAAAUGGCUGGUCGAAGGCAGCGGCCAUGUCAUCCGCCUCAAGAGCUGCCACGGCCGCUACCUCACGGCCUCCGACACGGCCUAUCUUCUGGGUAUGACUGGGAAAAAGGUGACUCAGACGGUGCCGGGGAAUACAUCGGACGCGUUAAUUGAGUGGGAGCCAAUACGGGAUGGGUUUCAGGUGAAGUUCAAGACUCGGGGUGGGAAAUUUUUGCGAGCGAACGGAGGGACGCCGCCGUGGAGAAACUCGGUUACUCACGAUUACCCUAACAGCAGUGCAACACGGAACUGGAUUCUUUGGGACGUGGAACCCGUGGAAGUGCCGGAAGUUGAUCCAGUGGCGGACUACCUAUCCUCGCUGUCGAGCUUUUCUUCGAUUUCCGAUGAUCUCUUUGGUUCGGAGCCGGCGUCGCCGAUGUCGAUAACGGCCACCGAGCCAUUCGGCCUGUCUUCGAAGAGGAUCGCAAUGGAGUUGUUUCACAACGCCAAGGCCGUUCGCCUCCGUAGCCAUCACGACAAGUACCUGCUGGCCGACGACGACGAAGAGUCCGUUAUCCAAGAUCGGAGCGGCUCAUCCAAGACUGCGCGAUGGACCGUGGAGCUGGUCAAAGACGCCGACAACAUCAUCCGCCUCAGGAGCUGCUUUAACAAGUACCUCACCGCUUCCAACCAACCCUUCCUCUUGGGCAUGACUGGUCGCAAAGUCCUCCAGACUCGCCCUGGGAGGCUUGACUCCUCCGUCGAGUGGGAACCCGUAAAAGAGGGCAACCGAAUCAAGCUCAGAACUCGCUACGGUAAUUUCCUCCGAGCCAACGGAGGGCUGCCGCCGUGGAGAAAUUCGGUGACCCAUGAUGUUCCUCAUAGAACGGCUACCCAAGAUUGGAUCCUUUGGGUUGUCGAUAUUGUUGAAAUUCAGAUUCGGUCUCCCACUGCUAAACCCCCGCUCCAAUCCCUCUCCCAUUCAGAUUCUUUUGCGAGCGCAUCUGAUUCGAGUUCGCCUUCCUCCGUAUCAUUACACCCUGCCAGUUUUUCAAGACAAGAGUCCAAUGAUUCCUUGGAGAAUUCUCCCCCAAAAACUGAGGGUAGGACCAUAUACUACCAUGUUGCUGAUGACAAUGGCAAUGUGGACGACUCUGCCGGAGGGCAGUAUUUCACACUGAAGGAAAAUGGGGUUUUUGAAUUGACUCGCAGAUUGGAGGAAGAGACGGGGUUAGAGGAUAUCAUUGUCUGUUCUCGGAGUAACUUGAAUGGAAAGCUUUAUCCCCUGCGCUUGCAACUUCCUCCAAACAAUGCAACUAUGCAUGUAAUUGUAAUCCAAGCAUCAUCAAAAGCUGCAAGAAGUUUUGCAAAACCUGGGAUCCCAUGACGAAAUUCAUUGAGUUGGCAUCACAGUUUUGUUCACAACAUAAAUGCUCAACUACAUGUUCUGUACAUUCUACUUCAGGCCUGUUCAUAAGCUAGCUGAGAUAUCCAGGAAUCAGCUGUGUAACGAUUUGCCCCGCAGCAAAAGUCGUGGAUGGAAGCUAUAAAAGAAGAAAAUGGAAAACACUACAGCUACUGUAAGGGGGUCAUAAAACCAACACUGCCUCCAUCAGUGAUUAUUAUUCUCUUAAAUAUUGGAACCUAUUUUCUUUGAGGGCUCUGCAACUGAGUCUGUUGUAAAAUUUUGUGGUUACUUUUGGACAUGGGCUGAUCACUUUUUAUCUCCUGAUUUUCUUCCACAGCCUGCGCAACGGAUUCUGUUGUAAAAACCUGUUUGCUAAUCCUUUUUAAAUUUGGAUUGAUGGUUUCAUCUCUUUCCUUUUCUAAUGUAUCAACUACACUUGUAAGAAGUCUUCGAAAUAGGACUUGUGGUAAACGUACUCCUAUCAUUAUUUUAUUUAUAUUUUUUUUUAAAUUA